Messenger RNA from Penicillium diatomitis, 2322 nucleotides. RefSeq lists its product as uncharacterized. The coding region runs from base 1 to 2322 and encodes 773 amino acids. The transcript has 4 exons. Gene Ontology annotation, molecular function: zinc ion binding; DNA-binding transcription factor activity, RNA polymerase II-specific. Gene Ontology annotation, cellular component: nucleus. The record is from RefSeq and is a predicted model, not a curated record. Gene Ontology annotation, biological process: regulation of DNA-templated transcription. NCBI's taxonomy places the organism in Eukaryota, Fungi, Ascomycota, Eurotiomycetes, Eurotiales, Aspergillaceae.
AUGACAGCUAAGGAUUCUUCUGCAAAGCCCGUUGCAGCAGCAGAGAGCGUCGAGAAAGCCAAAGCCCCUGCUCAAGCGGGCGCUUCACAGCCAAAUGUGGCGCCUAAAAAAGGCAAAGACAAGAAGAUCUUCAGCUGCCACUCAUGUCGGCGGCGGAAGCUCAAAUGCGAUCGGUUCGAUCCAUGUGGUGCCUGCCAGGCACGAGGAGAAGGACACAUGUGUACAUGGGAGGAGGGACAAAGACCGGAGAGGAACCACCGAGACAGCCUUGAGCAACUACCGAAACUCAUUCUGAAGUUAACUGAGGAGGUCCAGGAGCUGAAGACAUUAAACACAGCUUUGAUCGAGAAUAUCAGGAGCAAAAGCAAGGAUCCGACUGAGGGCUUAGAUUUGACCCUGUUGGACUACAGACCCCCAUCCCGCGGGGUUUCAAGCGGCAGUUCUGCAGGCUUUGUCGGUUGGGAUUUGCAAGGUCAGAACCCGGAUCUCAAUCAGUGGAAAUCGUCAUUGCUUGGAUUGCUACCGGAAAGCUCGUUGCUUUGGGGCUUGAUUUUGCAUUACAUAUCCGCAGCUGCGUCGCUGACCGGCUUCAUCGACGUCCAGCAAAUUCUCCGCGAUAUUGAAGAGGUUGAAUGGGCACGACAAGGGCUGGAUCUCGCCAGCUCCGCAACCUCGUUGAAGCACCUCGAUAUCAAGGUCUCCAUGAUUUUGGCAGCUGCCAGUCUCGCAACCAUUGAUCUGGACCCAGGGAAAGCUCAAGAGCUGGGACUCGCCAAUACAGACAUUGACGCGCUGGCUCGAGAUUUAUGGAAAGGCUCGCGGACCCUGAUAUCGCCCGCAGAUCUGGACUCCUUCCAUCCCUCUACCAAGCCAAUCCUUACCGAGGAACCAGCUCUGCCACCGCAAGAGAUGAAGGGAAAGUUAACUCGGCAAGGCGGAAAUCACAUUGCUACAUCGACUGAUGUCUCGUUGAAAGUCGUAUCCAUUAAGAUCCUGCUCCUGCUAGCGGCGAGAUCGUUUGCUGCGCCAUCCGAGUACCUCAAGCUCCACCUGGACGUCAUCUCCUCCGCUAUCGAUGCGUCUCUCGAUGGACCGUCCGAUGAGAGUACUCCUAUUCUAGAUCGCGAAUGGCGUUGGCAACUCUGGUCCUUCAUCUGCCUACUGGAUUGGACUUCGCCCGGUAUCUACCACAAUAGCAGCUACUUUAUCCGACCAGAAAUGCACCACAGCCCACCUUCCAAAGCCCCUGGUCUUCCAGACGACGGGGCCUUCUCACCAGCUAUUUCGCAAGAGCACCGCGAUCGCCUCAACCAGACAAGACAUUACCUGGAGUACGCACUAGCCUUGGCUCAUCUCUCCCGUCGUGCAGAGGACUGCAUCAGUCGUCCCGGACCCGUCUCCCCCGCAGAGGCUGCAGAGCUCUGUUCCAAAUUGGACGCACUGGACAAUAAACUCGCCUUCUACCAGUUACUAGGCAGCACGCUUCCCGACGGCAGCACCUUCAAUCCCGCCAGUAUAAUUCCGGUCGAUAACACCCCAACUUCUGGCUCUGUAACUGGCGGGAAUUUAGCUACCGACAAGCACAUCACCCAGUAUAGGCUCUCUCUAGCACGCGCACCCUCAAUUCAAAACAUGCAUCUCAGUCUCGAGCUCGGUCUCAUCCGUUUCAAGCUCUUCCGUCAUGAGGCGUUCCAUCUCAUGCACGCACCAAGUACCACCGUCACACUACGCAUGAUGUGCAUGGACGCUUGCAUGGACGCCUGUAUCCUCGUUCUUGAGCAGUGCUUUAGCAUCGGGAACCGAGACGUGCCGGGUAGUCAAUCACACUCGCAGUCCCACUCACAAAUCCCCUUCAACUCGAGCUCCGAGAAGCGCGCCUGCACAGGGAGUCUGCGCCGUGUGCUACAACCAGCCUCAUCGGCAGCACUUGUAGGCCAAGUACUUCUGCAUGCUGUCCUGAGUGCGGACGGAACAACCCUCGGAACAGGAAUGGCCCUAAGCUCAGGGCCAGGCCAGGCAACAGACUUCCAGAAUAACAUGGGCACCGUCUCGAAAGGAAACUCCGCAACGGAGUUUUUCGCUUUUGCGCAGGGAGCUGGGGAUUUCGACACAACCGCGAGCGCCGCCAUGCCGCACCCGCAAAGCGCGUAUACGGCGGCGACAGCGGCAGCGGGCGGAGCCUGGGGUGGUGGCUGGACCAGUGGGGAGAAGGUGAAGGUGUUACAGUGGCACAUUAACAAGAUAUUGGAGUUGUUGGAGGCGUUGCAGGGAACUUCAUCGUUGGCGCAGUAUAAAUUGAGCUUACAUCAACAGUGCAUGUAA